AUGGAACAUUAUCGGGCGUGCAUUGCAGUGUUCCACCGUAUCGAAGAAACGGAACAGAGAGAAGUGAGGAAAGUUUGCAUAUGUGUUCCAGAAAACACCACCGACAGUACUACAGAUAAACGAAAUUUCCGGCUGGACGGCACUGAAGCAUCACUAUCAACAUUAAAUUUGUUCUUGGUGGUGAUGAUUAAUCACACGGUGACUGAAAGAACAAUCAACUUGGAACAAUUUGAAAGUCAGUGGAACAAUGUAACGGCGGAUGCUACUGGUGAUGAAUGCGGUCUUCUCGAAGCUCCGCCCCCGUCUAAUGAAGGAGAAUUUGUCAUGGAACUUGUGGGACUGCUUUGCAAUGUCCGUUCACAAUUGCGUGAUAACGAGCAGGUUCUACGUGCAGCAGUAUUCCACGCGUUAAUGAACUGGGAUGCGUACGACAAGGUUUAUAAGGCAUGCAUGGUUGUCAUUAUCGGGAUUGUUAUCUCCCUGGUUUGA
Molecule: messenger RNA, 489 nt
Organism: Opisthorchis viverrini
Lineage: Eukaryota; Metazoa; Platyhelminthes; Trematoda; Opisthorchiida; Opisthorchiidae
Exons: 6
Coding region: 1-489 (162 amino acids)
Source: RefSeq, a predicted model, not a curated record